AUGCCGGGAGCCACCGCCCCUCAGAAGGCCGCGGGCCGCUGUCCCGGACGGAAACCGGCGUGUAAGGGCCGGAGUGUUGCGUUGCCUCCCUCGCUCCCUGCCCAGGAGGUUGUGGGCACUCUGCCUCGGGCCGGAGGUGGCCUGGAGCGGAUGGAGGAGGCCGGUAAAGCCCGGGGUGCGGGUGCGGCCCCUGAGGAGCUUCGCGCCGAGGCUCCGGGGGGCCGCUCCUCGGCUGCGGAGGCCGCGCUGGACGUGAGUUGGGUUCAGGGAUUCUCCAGCAAGAACUUUGGCUUUAUCAACAAUCACACUGUCUGCUACCCAUGUGGCAAUUACAUCCUCUUCCUGGACAUUGAAACAAAGAAGACAUCAGUGCUGCAGUGUCAGACUGGGCAGGUGGGAGCCUUCACAGCAAAUGGGAACCGUCAGGUGUUGGCCUUUUCAGACCGGAAGCUGAAUCCCAUCAUAUAUGUCUGCACUUUUCCAGAACUGAGUAAACUGACAGAAUUAAAAGGUAAUGUUCAGCUGGACUACACCUUACUUGCACUUAGCUUCACAGGCUCAUACCUAGCCAGUUACUCUUCAAUUCCAGAAUUCAUUCUUUCAGUAUGGAACUGGCAAGAAAAUAUCCUCCUAUGCAGCGUGUCUCAGCCAGGGGUAACAGCAACAUCUUUAAGUUUUAACCCUAUGAAUUGGCAACAACUGUGUUUUGUUAAUGAGAGCUCCAUUACUGUCUGGCACAUUGAAAGGAAUAAUGAUGAGCAUCACCUCAAGCGAAACCCUGUGAAACUACCCAAUGGACAAAAUUCCAUGAGUCCUGGUGAAGAUUUGUUUUUCCCAGUUUCUCACAGUGAAGAUCAGUACUAUGGCCCUGUUUUGCCAGUUUCAGCCAUUGCUGGACUGGUAGGAGAUGAAGCAGAAACAUUCAUGCCUAGAAAUGAUAUUGAGCCUUCAGUGCAUCCUACUGCCCACUGCUGGACUGCGGCCUCAGAAAUUUACAUGGGCUGUAAAGAAGGAUUUAUUUUGGCAAUUGAUGCUAAGACACACAGUGUUUCUGUUCUUCAACAAAAGCCUCCACCUGAAUAUGUGCGUAAAAUAUCAGACGUGGUAUCAUAUGCUCGUAGAGAAGAACAGAAAAAGAAAGGUGGCAAACCAGAGGAUCUGCAAAAAACAGCUUUAUUUGCCAUGGCAUUUUGUAAUGAGGGACUGUACGCAGCUGGAAGGGAGGGCAUGUUAUUCUUUUAUCACAUCAAAGAUGCACAGUAUGAGAUGAAAAUCUGCACUGAUAUCUUACAACCCAUAUCCAGCCUCAUAUUCUCCCCAGAUUACACCAUUCUUCUGCUCAUCACUGACCAGGGGACAGUCUAUACUUACAAACCCGCCCACAGCAGAGAAGCUGUCAAACUCUUGGAUGCAUGCAGCAGUUGUUUUCUAGCAGCUGAUUUUCUUACUCCAGGGAACAAGUACUGUGUGUCUGUAACAGCUUCAGCUGAAGUACAAGUUUGGUUACUGGAAGAUGGAACUUGCCUCAGCAAGCUAAACCUUAAUAUUGAGGCAACUGCUAUGGCUUGCUGUCCCUCCUCCAACAGUGUUGCUUUAGGGACCAGAAGAGGUCAAAUCUAUUUCCUUGAUAUUACCAAUGCUGAAGCUCCACGGGUUGUUUACAGAAUUUUUCUUUCCAAAUUCCCAGUACUGUCUUUGCAUUAUGAUCAGAGUGGCCAGUUCCUCAUCGCCAGAGCUACAGAAGGUCAUAUUUUUAUUCUAGAUGCACGCCCUUCAAAGUUAUUCCAGGUUCUUGGAUAUGUAGUGUUUGCAGGUGAAAUUCUGGGUCUUUCUAUAGUUUCUGACUUAAAAGAUGACACAGUUGAAGUGGUGGUGCUUCUUAAUGUAGCAGAGGUCCAGCGAGCAAGACUAGAAAUUUUUUUUCUAUCUUCAGCACUCCUAACAGAUAAUGAUAAGUUUGUUAAUGAAUAUGGAAUGUUUAAUGCUACUGCCAUUAGAAAGGAGAAGUAUGAUCUGGAUUACCCUUUGAGCUCAGCUGUCAGAUUGAAGGAUAACCUUGUGUAUGGCUACUGUACCCGUGCACCUUUCAUCUGUAAAUACCAUCUCUCUGAAGAGAAUAAGUUGGAAGAUCCAGCAGUAUAUUUAUCAGAAAAGAGAAUUCCUAGCAAUCAGUUUGGAUCAGGUUUCCUCUGUUUAUCACCCAACAGUCGGUGGUUGGCAUCAGCAGCAAAGGAUGGGGUUUUGUUCAUCUAUCAUACUUUCACUAUGGAUAUACUUGCUCAAAAGCAUUGCCACUCAUAUCAAGGAGGGGGAAUCAGAUCCAUGGUAUUUUCACUGGAUGGGAAAUUCAUCCUUGUUAAUGGUGAAAAAGAUGGUGCCCUGGUGUGCCUGAAAUGGAAGAAGAUAGACAACAUUGAAGUUGAGGAAGCUGAUCAUCACUGGCAUUCUCUUCUUGCUCUACUGAACAAGUCUACAUCAGAUGAAGAUAAUGUUUUAAAAUCUAUGGCAGAAUGGCAGCUUGACCAAGAAUCCACAUUGGAAUCACUUCCAGAAGAGAAAUUUAAGGAGGCAGCUUUUAAAUCUUCCAGUGUAGAGGUGGCAGAAGAUGGAAACAUCACCAUUUGGUAUUCUGCCAGUACUGAUGACAUGUCAUGGAUAGGUCAGAUAAUAAAGAAGGUAACUAGAGAAGAGACUGAGAGGUUUGCUAGCCAGAAGGAAGAGCUCCAAAUGGGAAUUAAAAAGCUGCGUAAAACUAUCCAGAAAAUGAUGCAUGAAAAUGAACAGGUGCCAGAUAUUGAGCAACUGGAGCAGCAGGAGUUCAACCUGGAUACAGAAGAACAGGAAAGGACACAAGCAGAGGCUGAACAAAAAGUGGCCACGGUGAGGAAGGAGAUUGAGAUGAAGAAUUUAGCCAACUACUAUUUGCAAAAUGUCAUCAAACACGAGUGCUGGGAUGCUAUGUAUGUAAAAGGACGUGCAGUUAAGUGCUUCCAUAUGGCUUGUGAAGUGAAGAAUUAUCCACUGAAAGAACGUAGUGAAGAAGAGCUAGAAACUUUGGAGAAAGUUCUACGGUUACAGAAGAUUGAGACAGCUGAUCCUAAGGUUCAGAAGAAAAAUGUUGAGAUUGAGUCUGAGACUGUAUUACCUGAGGACAAAGGAGAGAAGGCAGAAGUAAUGGCUGAUGAUAGUGCAUCUUACUGCCUAACUGGAAGUCUGAGCUCUCUGUAUGGUGGAGAUACAUCCAUCCUGUACCACCAAUGGGACUUGCACACCAGGGAGCAGAAAGUCAAUCAGAUAGUUCUAUUGAAGGACAUCAUUUACAAAGUGAAAACUGCUUUUAAUAAAGAAUUUGACACAGUUGUACAACAAAAAGAGCAGGAGAUAGCACGAGUGAAAGAAAGAAACCUGAGGAUCCGAGAAAUCUUGGCACAACUUGACCUCCAAGUAGAAGUGUGGGAGCCAAGUCUUGCAGAUAAUGAGAAACCUGAGCGAGCACUCACUGUUCAGGAUUCAGAGAUUAAAGCUGAAAAAUACUUGACUGAGCAAGAGAGAGAGAAAGCAGAAUUGCUGGCUAAGCUUGAAAUGGAAAGACGCAAUGCUGCUAUGAACAAUGACAGACUGCGUGCUCUUAAUGACAUGAUGGGUGGAAUGCUAGAAGUCAGAAAGGAAGACAUCCUGAAAAUGGAUAUUUCUCCACCUCCUUUUAUAUCCAAGCCUGAGCAUUCUUGGAAUGAGGAAGAAAAGAAAGUAUUUAGUGAAUAUGAGCAAAAAGUCAAGGAGCUGAAUGAAGAAAAAGAAAAGUACAGAAGGGCACUGGAAAAUGAAUUGAAGAAACUUGAAGCCUCCAUCCAAGAAACAACACAACACUUUGAUGAGACUGUGUGCAAACUCUCUGAAAGAAAAGUAAAAUUAGAGAUGGUCAUCUAUCAGGAAGAAUUCAAAAUUGUCUAUCUGGUUUAUGCUUUACUGUUGGAUGAAGAGUUGGGUACCAGAGAAGCUGGACUUCAUCAUUUCCUUAUGAAAAAGGAGAAUGAAAAAAUCAAGACUGCAAGAACAAUCCAGACUGCAAAAAACAAAAUUGAAGCUUACCGAGACACCCGUGAAACUGCAAUAGCUGAAGAAAAGAAUCUGGAAUGUAGUUUUACAAAACACUUUGCUGAUGUACCUGCCAAUCUCCGUGAUGAACUUUUCCAGCUUUACAAACAUCGACCAAAGGCCCCAGUGACAGGAAUGCUUCUUGGCACUGCUAACCCAUAUGUGGAUUGUUCAGGCUCAGCUGAAGAUCACAAGGAGGCACUUAUCCUUUUAAUGAAAGCCAUGGAUGAACUGGAUAGUUCUGAGCACAUGCCUAAAGGCCUAAACCCAUCUGUAUGGGAACAUUUUUGUCUAGCUAGACGAAAUAAAAUAAAGAGUGAAGAGCUCGUGAAAUGGAAGGACCGAACACUGACAGAGAUGCAGACCUUUCUCCAGAGAAGAAUGGAUGAAAAUAAGAAGACUGAGUCACAAAUAGAAGCCAUUUUCCAAGAACUCACUUGGCUAGAGGAGGAGAAGAUGAAACUGCAAUUGAAUUUGACUGUACAGUUUUUGCUAAAACAAGGACAGGUGGAAUUGCAAAGUGCUGAUAUCCCAGACUACACUGAUGCCAUUCUCAUUAAUAAGAGUGUUAUUGAAGAGCUCAAUUGCGCUAUCAUGGCUCAAGGAGAAAAAAAAAUUGCUAGUAUGGUGGAAUGUAAAGAUUUCUCUAAAGGGAUAUUUCAGCUGGAAUGGCAGCACAAGAAAAUGAGAAUGCAGAUAGAAGAUCUGAAACAGAAGGCUCAGGAUAUUGUAACACUACCUAUUUCAAAAGAUCGCCAGCUUUUCCUAACUGAGCUGAACUAUGACAGCAACAUUGAACACCGCAUUUCAGUGAUGGAACAGACUCUUAGCAUCAUGGACAAGCUGCACAAGAAGAAUGUGAAGCACCAACAGAAAAGAAUUAAAGAGCUGGAGAAGUGCAUCAGUUUAAAAGAGCAAGAAAACUACGAGCUCAGCCUGGAGCUGAAAGAAAUGCUUGUCUCUGUGUCAAAAAGGAGGCACAUCUUUGAGGCAGCUGAUACACAACAUGUUUCUCAAAGGAUAGCAGAGCAGCGUUACCAAGAGAUUUUGAAGCAGAAACACCUACGGGGUCUUGUAAAGGAACAGGAAGAACAGUUUGAAAUUCUUCAGGGAGAAGUUGCAAGACUGAGAUCAAGAACAUUCCCUAUUCUUUAG
Calypte anna (Anna's hummingbird) is the source of this 5250-nucleotide messenger RNA. RefSeq names its product cilia and flagella associated protein 43 (gene CFAP43). The transcript is spliced from 40 exons. Gene Ontology annotation, biological process: sperm axoneme assembly; cilium assembly. The record is from RefSeq and is a predicted model, not a curated record. Gene Ontology annotation, molecular function: protein binding. Lineage: Eukaryota; Metazoa; Chordata; Aves; Apodiformes; Trochilidae. Gene Ontology annotation, cellular component: axoneme. The coding region runs from base 1 to 5250 and encodes 1749 amino acids.